Gekko japonicus is the source of this 2465-nucleotide messenger RNA. RefSeq names its product MSS51 mitochondrial translational activator (gene MSS51). The transcript is spliced from 7 exons. The record is from RefSeq and is a predicted model, not a curated record. The coding region runs from base 313 to 1599 and encodes 428 amino acids. Lineage: Eukaryota; Metazoa; Chordata; Lepidosauria; Squamata; Gekkonidae.
AGGGUCUUGACGUCCCUCUGUCCACUGAGACAGACUUGUCCAGAUCUGAAAACUGGCAGGAUAUUCUUAGAGCCAGAGGUGAUUGGUCGCAUUUCUCCCGUGGGAAGCAGAAGGCAAGCCGGGAGCGUCUGAACAGCGGAAGACAGCAAAGGCUCAAACAGGGCGAUUGCUGUCUGUGUUUCGCCUUUUGGAAAAAGCCGGGGACACCUUUUUAAAAUGUGGUUAGUGAGAAGAGACAUGUACUUGCCUCCGGGUCCUCUAAAAGUUCAUUCCCUGAGGUCAGGCACAGCAUAAAUCUCAAUUCUCUGGCCAAUGCAGAGCGACCCCGUCAAGAUGGCUCACCGGAAGAAGAACACGCCUGCCCAAGUCCAAAGCGGAUCCAAGAACGCUUUCACGGAGACCCCUGUUGUCAAAGGACCCAAUAUGGACUCUCUGGGAUUUCAGGCUAUGGACAGCAACGUCCCCGGCCUGUCGCAGGUCAUCCUAAAAAACCUCAACAUGAAGAGCUACGAUGAAUACAGGUCUGCCAUGGAAGGCAAGAAACCGGGCGCCGAAUUCGGCAUCCGGUCCUAUUUCGAGAUGUUCCAGAAGAUGGAGGACACGUUCAAAUUCUGCGCCGAGUGCAAGAAACUCCCCGAAUCGCUGCCCAAUCCCAAAAGCCUGCGGAGGUGCAAAAGGGCACAGCUCUGUGAACUUUACAUUUCUGCGAUCCUUCCCGUAGGUGACAUCCCUUUCCCCACGGCAUCUUGGACGAAACGCAUCCAGGAGGUCAGAGACUGGGAAGACUGGCUUUCCAUGCAAGAAGCUCUGGACGAGAAGCUAGGGGCCAUACUGACCGGCCGCUACAUGCAUAUUCUCUGGGCCAAUGCCGGGAAGCCAAAACCAGAGGAGGCGGAACUGGUGGAGUCCAUCAAGCGGGUGACCACGGACUUUGUGUCCAGGCCAGCCACUAUCGGCCUCGGGUUGCACGCGUUCCGGAUUGAUCCCUACGCCAAGCCGAUCGUCGAGCAUGUGGUUGGAGCUUCCCACGUAGAGACCCUCAACGCCCGGGUAACGGACUACGACGAGCUGUCCCGCGUGUUUCCUAAACACCAGGGCGUCGAGGUGGUGAUGGUGGGCGUCGACGUGGUCGACGGGCCCAUCAUGAGGCCUCCGUUGGUGGCCUUUGGGCCUCGAGAGAGGGUCUACCUCAGCAGCUACAGAGGCCUUUAUCACGACUUCUGGGAAUCGCAGGUGGAGACUCGGCAGGCGAAUCGGCCUGACCUUGUGGUAGGCUUCCACCCAGGUUUCCACGCCUACCCUGAUCUAAUGGAGAACUGGCUGCCGACCUUGCUGCUCCUCAGAGACUACAACAUCCCCUCGGUCUUCACCGUUUACAGCGAGCAAGAACUCAAGUAUUCCCUGAAGAUCUCGAUGGAGCUGGAGAUGCGGAUCACGGGCUGCGGAGCCAACCCCUUCGCCUCCCUCAAACCGGAGCAGGCCUAUUCCAACCCCAACAAGCCUCCCGUCUACUGCAACUCCCACUAUUUCACGUUCUGCGGAUUGUCCGGCUCUCCGGACGAAGGAGAGUCGGAAGGGGGCGAGGGUGAGAACGAUUAGAAACGGGGACGCUUUCGAGACACGCAGCCGGUAGGACGGGUCCGCUGGGAGCUUCAUUUUAUCACGGUUAUCACAUACAGGGCUGGUGUUUCAAUUUGGCCCGUUUGCUCUGACCUAUCAGGCUAGUUAGCCGAUAUCACCCUCAGUCUGAUAGGAUGGAGCACAUGGCAAAAUCUCAAAAGCCAAGCGGGGUAAAAAUAGCCCGAACCCUUGAUUCUGGGGCCCCUGGAUUUGUUACCCCUCUCUGAAGCCCGUUCUAAUCCGGCCUUUUACUUCCCUCGCUCGUACUCGAUAUAGUUGACCCGGUUCUCGUUCACCGUCGAUUGGAUUGCACUUGCACAUUUCUUUACGCUGAUAAAUAUUGGGUUUCAUUAGGCGUUCUAAUUGGAUGAGCUCUUUAACUUUCAGAUUGUGGAUCGCUUCUUGGGCCAUUUCACAGGAAGGAUGGCACACGGGUUUUCUUUAAAAAAACAAACAAACAUUAAAUGCCUGCUUGGUUCUGAAUAAUCGUCAAAGUCCGGGCAUGUCCUGCACUUUCUUAAUACUUGCUUAUUUCAAGCCAGACCACCUCCAACUCCAACAGGCAACAGUUCUUCAGAGUCUCAAGUGAGAACCUUCACCAGCCCUCACCCUCGACACCCAGAUCCUUUUAACUGGAAACACCAAGGAUUAAUCCUGGGAUCUUCAGGUAUGAUCCACCAGCUCUUCCACAAAGCAGGGUCCAUCUUUUCACGUAUCCUCUCCCCCAGAGAUCAGACCACCCUUUUUGAGCUUGUGGCACCACGUGGGGGACCCCUGGUCUAUGCGAUCCUGCAGGCAGGGUGACAAAAAUUAUCUUUCUGUCCCAAAACUGCCAGGAAAGGCUG